Messenger RNA from Mytilinidion resinicola, 3478 nucleotides. RefSeq names its product intracellular protein transport protein. The record is from RefSeq and is a predicted model, not a curated record. Gene Ontology annotation, cellular component: cytoplasm; Golgi membrane; endoplasmic reticulum. Bases 178 to 3087 code for a protein of 969 amino acids. Lineage: Eukaryota; Fungi; Ascomycota; Dothideomycetes; Mytilinidiales; Mytilinidiaceae. The transcript has 6 exons. Gene Ontology annotation, biological process: transcytosis; endoplasmic reticulum to Golgi vesicle-mediated transport; vesicle fusion with Golgi apparatus.
AUUCCCCGUCUCGAGUGCGUUGGGGCUGUCUACUCCUGCAUUCACGGCAAUGCAUUGCCAGUUGUCUGCCUGCCACGUCUACGCCGCGAUUGGCCCCUGGUGAUACCAUAUACCCCCCUACCAGCGAUGCAGACCUGAGCCCUGCUGUCUGUUCCAUCUCCGAACCUGCGCUGAACGAUGCUGCGUAUGCUGGAGGCCCAGGCGCCGGCCAAGCAGACGGCUACAGACACCAUCAGCACCCUCAGCAGCCGCCUGACCAAUGCCACCCUCCUCGAGGACCGCCGCGGAGCCAUCUUGGGGCUCCGCAGCUUCGCCAAAGAAUAUCCUGCAUCAGUGGCAUCGGGCUCGCUUCGUGGCCUUAUAAGUUGCUUGACAAAGGACGCUGAGGAUGUGGACACAAUCAAGGUGGUCCUCGAGACCCUCUUGAUGCUGUUCAACCCCAACGAGACAAGUCCUGAAGCCUCCGACGAGAUCGCGCUAUGGCUCGCAGAUGAGUUUACGCAGCGGCAAGAUAACAUAACGAUCCUCCUCGACCUCCUCGAGACCCACGAUUUCUAUUCCCGACUGUACGCGUUACAAAUCAUACAAGCCAUCUCGAGUGCACGCCCAGACAGGACUCAGGAGUGUGUCUUGACGGCCCCCUUCGGCACCACAAGGCUGGUAGCAACCCUGGACGACCCUCGAGAUGCGGUACGGAACGCUGGCCUCAUGGUCCUCAAUGAUCUGUCCCAGUCGUCAACAGAGCUUCAGAAACUGUUCGUCUUCGAGAACGCGUUUGAGCGCGUCUUUAGUCUCAUUGACGCCGAAGGAUCCCUAUCACAAGGCGGCAUCAUCGUUCAGGAUUGUCUCUCGCUACUCGCAAACCUCGUGCACUACAACGCCUCCAAUCAGACCGCGUUUCGGGAAACAGGCGGUGUUGCGAGGCUCGCAGCACUAUUGCCAGAGCCGGCUAUCAAGAAGGCAAAGUCGCCGGGACCACCAGAAGAGGAAUGGACGAGCCCUCAGAAAGACAAGAAUAUAUGGGGACUACUGGCUAUUCUGCGCAUGUUUCUUCUGAAAGGUAGCACAAGCACUCUACUCAAUCAGAAUGCAUUCCAAAAGCAUGGGCUGCUACAGAAGGUGUUGAACAUGGCAUUUGACAAAGCGACAACAAUUCCUAUCCAAGUCGAGGCAUUGAACACUUGCGCAGACAUGAUCAGAGGAAACGCUCGCCUACAAGAAGGUUUCGCGCAACUCCAAGUCAGUCCCUUAGUCCAAACACAACCAGAGACAAACGGAAAUGCAUUGCCCAAUGGUGUUCCCAAAGUCUACGUUAUCGAUGCCUUGCUUGACCUCAUCCUAAGUCCCGCGUCGACGGAGCUUUUCAAUGCCAGAUUCGCAGCUUGCGAAUGCAUAAAAGCCUACUUCUACAACCACACUCCAAUUCGACUGCACUUCCUAAAGAGAGCAAUCGAUGGGCAUGUCUCUGGCGCAGAUGAAACGGCCAAUGUUCUCACCACGCUCGUCGCAGGCCCACAAGGCUCUCAAACCAUUGACCCCUACCGUACCUGGUUUGCGGCCAUAUUGGUGUUGCAUCUCAUCUACGACGAUCGAGAAGGAAAGGAUCUGCUCAUGGCAGUCGCAGAAGGGGACGCGGAAAGUGGAGAGGAAGUUGUUACCUGCAUCCAAGCCAUUACCGGAAAUCUCAUUGCGAGCUUGCAAAUCGGAGAAGAUGAGCGGAUCUCGAUCGGCUAUCUCAUGCUCCUUUGCGGUUGGCUAUUCGAGGACGCCACCGCGGUCAAUGAUUUUCUCAACGAGGGUAGCAGUCUUGAGAGUCUAGUCAACGCUGCAUCGAAACCAGGCGCCGACCUAGCUAUCAUUAGAGGUCUUUGUGCUGCCCUUCUUGGAAUUAUCUACGAAUUCUCCACGAAAGACUCCCCUAUCUCGCGCCGCGACCUCCAGCCAUUCCUCACCACCCGCCUCGGCCGAGAGAAGUACCUGGACGCCAUCACAAACCUCCGCCAACACCCGCUUGUCCGCGAUUUCGAAGUCUCCUCUCAUGCCUCUGCCUCUGGCGGCAACCUGCCGGAGGUUUACUUCGACACAACCUUCGUUGAUUUUCUCAAAGACAACUUCAGUCGCCUGUCCAGAACCAUCGACCGCGACCCAGGACUAGAGAUCCACCAGACCGAACAAGGCAUCGACAGAGACCUUGUCGACUCCCUCCGCGGCCAACUCGAUGAAAAGAUCCAAGCCCUUGAAAAAGCGCAAGCCGAACUCCUCGCCAUGGAGCAGAAGCUGAACCAAGAGCUAGCCGACCACCGCAAAACCCAAGACCAGUCGCUAACCCAACUCAACACCAUCAAGCGCAUCAACGAAGACCUCCACCGCACGCACGACGAAGCCGCCGCGAAGCUUGACCGCGAACACCGCCAGGCCAUCCUCGACCUCGAGAAUAAGCAUAACCUGCAGUUAGCUGCGCUGAAUAAUAAACUCGCGCAGACACAGAGAGAGACGCCCCUCGCUGUCGCAAAGACGAAGCAGGAAUACGAAGGCAGACUCCACGACCUGGCCAAAGCACUCCGCGACGCCGAAAGCCGCAUCGAGAAAGCAGAAGAGGAGCGUAGUGAUGCGCUAGAAACCAUCCAGAGCUUCCAAGCCACCCAGCGCCGUACGAAAGACGAGAUCGCGCUCGUGCGGCAGACCAUCUCGACCCUUGAAGCUGAGCUGAAGAAAGCGGAGAACGAGUCCGAGGCGUUGAAAGAGGAGAAAGCGGCCAGAGAGACUGAGAUGGAGAAGCUGAGAGCGGAUAACAGGCAGCUGAAGACGGAGGUGCAGGAGAAUGUGUGGAAGGUCAAAGAUGCGCAGGAUAAAAUGAAGAAGGCGGAGAAGUGGCUUGAGGAGAAGGAGGCGGAGAGGAAGAGCGUGCAGACGGAGUUGGAUGAUUUGUUUGUUGUGCUUGGGGACUUGGAGGAGAAGCGAGGGAGGGAUAAGGAACGGCUUAAGGCGCUUGGAGAGGAGAUUUCGGAUGCAGAGGGUGAUGAUGAGGAGGAGGAGGAGGGCGAAGGUGAGGAUGAGGAUGCCGGGGAGAGUGAUGGUGUCGAUUGAUAGUGGUGUUCAGCAAAAGAGCUAGGGAGCUGAAAUUUUUCCAAAAUGUGUCGAGACACGGCAGACAGUAGCAGAAGAGUGAUACAAUCGGUUGUUCGGCAUGCUGAUCCAAGGUAGACCAUUCCUGUCUAUACCGAUUUUGAUGGUGGAGGACGUAGGGUUGGCAAGUAAAUGGUAAAUCUGCAUUUGUCACUUCAUUGCUUCCCAUACUCUCUUGAUAUACGAAGCCGUCUUAGACGUUGUCGUCAGUGGGCUAUGGCUUCCCGUGAACGGUGAGAUAUGCCCCCAAGGGUGGCUUUUCAAGUCUAAUACCUUUCAAAUCAUUAUCUACGCCCUCAAGAUCUUGGGUUCUCUGAAUAUGUGUGAAGCCAUCUCUGACAUCGUCGUCCUC